Daldinia caldariorum is the source of this 1389-nucleotide messenger RNA. RefSeq lists its product as uncharacterized. Gene Ontology annotation, molecular function: protein binding. The coding region runs from base 473 to 1207 and encodes 244 amino acids. Gene Ontology annotation, biological process: protein homooligomerization. The record is from RefSeq and is a predicted model, not a curated record. NCBI's taxonomy places the organism in Eukaryota, Fungi, Ascomycota, Sordariomycetes, Xylariales, Hypoxylaceae. The transcript is spliced from 2 exons.
CAGCAUGGCAGGCCAGGUACCUAAAUACCUAGGUAAGCAAAGAGGUUAUCAGAGCCCUUUGUAAAGUUGAAGUCUUUCAGGGAUUCCCAUCUUAUAAGAGUGAAACAAGUGAAUUUUUGGGUAUCGCAAUCACUCGUUACUAUCAUCUGUACACAAUGUUCAAGCGUCGCACGACUUACCUAUCCCGCACUGGACAUGCAUGUGGCCGACCAGAUAUGCAGGCUGUUUGUGUUUACCUCCCCCAAAUGCCGUGUAUGUAAAUCUAGGUACCCUAGGUAGGUAUCUGCGAUACUGGAACCCAGCAGCCUCGUUCCCUGAACAUCUCCUAUUCCGCAUGUACACACCUAACGCAAAAUAGCUUCACAGCCAAACCUCCUCAGAUACCUAUCUAUCGUAACUAUCAUACUUCCUUUCAUUUAACUACCUAGUGCUAUUUGUCAGGCAGUUUUCGCCGUCUACCCCCCAAUACACAAUGAGCGGUUCCAGCUCGUUUACAGACGGCGCGACAACCACCCGGGACAGCUUCAGCAACCCGGCCAACCGCGUGACGCUGCAAGUCGGCGAGCGCCGGUUCACCACGCUGCGCGACACGCUCAUUGCCGAGAGCACGUACUUCGCGGCGCGGCUGUCGGCUCAGUGGGGCGACGCGGACGCUGACGCGGACGCGGACGGGUCAUACUUCGUGGACGCGGACCCGGCGCUGUUCGAGCACGUGCUAGCCUACCUGCGGAGCGCGGCGCUGCCGAUGUUCUUCGACAGCGCGAGCCUGACCUUCGACCAGGCGCGGUACGCGGCGCUGCUGGGCGCGGCGCGGUACUUCGGGGUGCGCAGGCUGGCGGAGUGGAUCGAGGGGAGGAAGUACGUGGACGCGGUGGCGGUCACGAGGACGGUGGUCGUCGACGACGACGUCAGCAGCGCGUCCAUGCACGCCCACAUGAGCGGGGCGCCGGCGGGCAGCAAGGUAGACCUCGCGGCCACGUGGGGCACGAAGAAGGUGUAUGUCUGCCCUCACGACAUCGCUUCUCACCACGGAAACUCCUUGGUAUGCGGCUGUGGAUGGGCGAAGAGGAGGGAGGAAGGUGAUGAGUUCAAAGAUGAAUUAGUCUUAAGGGCCGUUGUUACUAUUACCACGGCAACAAUCAAUCCUGACCGUUGUCUUGGCCGCGGGAUGGCUUGGGGGAGGAUGGCUUGGGGGAGGAUGGAUUAGGGCAAGAUGGAUGGGGUUAUAUGGUAUAUGUUGUGUCGUAUGGAAUUCUAUUGUUAACGCUGCAUAUGAGGUCGUUAUGAUUUAGGGAGCUAUGAAUUAUGAAUAUUCCGACAACGUCCAAAUAUCAUAUGCUUCCAGCUCUAUUCCCUCCCUUUCUCUUAGGCGUGGCGAAGAGAAAUAAG